Molecule: messenger RNA, 582 nt
Organism: Centruroides sculpturatus (bark scorpion)
Lineage: Eukaryota; Metazoa; Arthropoda; Arachnida; Scorpiones; Buthidae
Exons: 3
Coding region: 145-567 (140 amino acids)
Cellular component (GO): membrane
Molecular function (GO): phosphatidylinositol bisphosphate binding
Source: RefSeq, a predicted model, not a curated record
AUAUUGAAAGAUCUCCUCAAUUACUUAAAAAUUACUUCAAAAUUAGAAUAGACUAUUUCCAAUACUUUAAGAAUCUUUUACCUUUUAAGUUGGGGCCUUCUUUAGAUUUGAAUAUGAUGCAGUUUUUACCAAAACUCAAUCAGGAUGGAAGUUACAUUUUCGUUUACCAAUUUCAAAAAUUCCUAUAUGAUUCGAUAUAAAGCAAUACAUUAUGUCAACCUGAGUAUUAUCAUAAAGGCAAUUUUAAGUAUUAUAUUUCCACUUUUAUCAACUAAACUCCAGAAAAGGCUUCAUCUUCAUUCUGAUAUGGAAUCUCUACAUAAAUUCAUCAGCCCAGACUGUUUGCCUUCGGAUUACGAAGGAAAUUUACCAAGUUUCGAUCCCACUGAUGCCAAUAAUAUGCUUAAAGCUAACGAAGAGUUGUUUAUAAGAAACGAAGAAUACGUGAAAUUGUACGAAGAACAACUAAAUAGUAAUUUUACUGAGGGCACAUUCAGAUACAUUGGCGAGGAUGCAGAAGAGGAAAAGAUGAAAAAAAUUUAUAGAAAAAUCAGAAGAAAAAUUUAAAUAUCAUUCUGACAA